This is a messenger RNA of Penaeus vannamei (Pacific white shrimp), 1031 nucleotides long. Its product is annotated as perlucin. Gene Ontology annotation, molecular function: signaling receptor activity. Lineage: Eukaryota; Metazoa; Arthropoda; Malacostraca; Decapoda; Penaeidae. The record is from RefSeq and is a predicted model, not a curated record.
CUCUUGCCACCCAUUGCAGUUGCUAGGUCGACCUUCAGGUGUCAGGAGCGCCCUUUAGAUGAAGAAUUCCCCUGACUCGUGAGAUUCUCCUCUCUAUAGUUUUCACUCUUUCCUCGUCAGACAAAGUCAGCAUCCGCAGUCGGCCUCACAGAGCGUUUUAUUUCCAUCCCGUUGACCCAUAAACCCAAGGAUAAAGUAUGGGCUCCACACCGCACACGUUCCCCGGCAUCACCUUCCUCUUGCUGACUCUGGCCAUCGCGGCGGCAGAUCAGCGGAGACACCAGGCAGGGUUCCACAGCCAACCGGGGGUGAGCUUCGGCGAGGUUUCCGAGGCCGAUUCGGCCUUCCGGUCCCUCAAGAACGACCUGUCCCGAAUCACCUCCAUCGACGACAACCUCGGCAACCUCAGCGAGCGCGUCAACGAGAUCAUCAAAGCCCAGGUCGAGCGAGCCAAGGCGCAGCAGCCAGCGAGUCAGCGUGGAGGAGGAGGAUCUAACUGUCCGGCGCCCUUCGUGGAAGUGAUGAGCGAGUGUUUUUCCCUGAGCAGGACGCGGCUUCCCUGGCACCACGCCCGCCACUACUGUCUAGGCAUGGGCGGCGACCUGGCGACGCCCUCCUUCCUCUACGCCCUCAAGACCUACAUUCUCGAGCGCGAAGGCGACGCUGACGUGUGGGUGGGCGGGUUCCGACGAGAGAGGGGCACUGGGCGUGGAUCAACAGCAACGAGGACGGCACCAACACGACCAUCCCGCCCCACCACUGGGCGCCCGACCAGCCCGACAACGGCGAAGGCGACGGAGAACACUGCCUCAUCAUGCAGAAGAACGUCCACCCGCCGCUCGCAGACAGCUCGUGCGAGCGAUACCUCUCCUUCGUCUGCCAGUACCGUGGGUAGAGGCAGAGUCUGUGCAGGUCUGUGUAGGUCUAUGUAGGGUCUGUGCAGGGUCUGUGUAGGUCUGUGCUGGGUGUAUGUAGUUCUGUGUAGGUCUGUGCAGGUCUGUGUAGGUCUGUGCAAGGUCUCUUUGAGGGAC